Molecule: messenger RNA, 606 nt
Organism: Magallana angulata
Lineage: Eukaryota; Metazoa; Mollusca; Bivalvia; Ostreida; Ostreidae
Product: perlucin-like
Exons: 5
Coding region: 57-551 (164 amino acids)
Source: RefSeq, a predicted model, not a curated record
UAAGCUAGAUAAAGUGUACUGUAAGUCCAACAGAAAGCGUCCCAUGAUUUACACGAAUGUUAUCAGAGGACCUCUCCACAAUGUCAUACCAGCUCGAACUAGGAUUGGGUUUGUGUAUUUGUCUAAUUGGUGUUGCACAGACUUGUUCAGAAGGGUGGAUCAAGCAUGGCUCUGCAUGUUAUCAUAUGACGGCGGAAAAAGAAUCGUGGUUUGAUGCUAUGAAUAUGUGUCAAAUACAUGGAUCUGUUUUAGCUUACAUACUACACCAAGAGGAGGAGAACUUCAUAAUAGGCCUUAUGAAUAGUAAACACUUCAAUGUUGCUUGGCUCGGAGGAAGUGACUGGAACCUUGAGGGUUCUUUUUUAUGGGAACCUUACGGUGUCAAAAUGAAUUACACGAACUUCGCUCCGGGAGAACCAAACAAUCACCAUCACAAUGAAGACUGCCUGCUUCUUGAUACCAAUUUACACUGGAGCGACAGAAAUUGCGAUGAUAUGCACUUUUAUAUUUGUAAGAAAAUGGAUGAUAUUACCGGUAACUUGAUUGGAUGAAACUACAAAGUACAAUGUCAAUCAGCGGGAAUAAAUAAAUAUGUUUUUAAUCAUU